UGAUAAGAAAGAGAAACUAAAUGUUUAUUUGUAGUUUAUUUGAUCAUUAUUCAGAUACUUGAGUUUUUGUCUCAUGGAGCUCCAUCUGGAAACAUUUCUAUUUUAAAAACAGACCGCUGCUCUGUAUAAUCCCUCCUCAUGGGUUUUUAUAAUACUUUAUAAUAAAUAAAGACACAAAUAAACCUGUGUAUUUAUUGUGUAUUUAUUAUUGCAGAAUUAAACUCCACUAAAUCUAUAAAUCAACUCUCAAUAUAGAAGUUUAUUUCAACUUGUAAUUGUCUUCAGAGGCAGACCUCCUGUCUGUUUGACUCAGGUUGAUUUCACCUGGAGACCUGUGGAGCCUCACAUGGAGCUCUGCUCGGUAAGCCUCUUAGGGAUCAGGAGCCAGCAGAUGGAGAGCAGAAUGCAGUCAGGAGCUCCUGCCUGAGCGGAGAGACCCGACGGACAACAUCAACUAAUCAUCUCCUUCUCUUAGAAAGCAGAGCCAUGCUUCCUCAGGACGUCGGGCAGCAGAAGCCACGCCGUGUGUCGGAACCGAUGCUCGGGCCGGACGGUCCUCCGGUUCCGGCUCCGGUUCCGGUUCGGCGCUUCAAGACCCGGGACUUCCCUCUGAGCGUGAAGGUGAAGCGCCGGCGCUCCGGAUCCGCACCUGAGCGCCGGGUGAACUGCGUCCUGGUUGGAGACGGAGCGGUGGGGAAGACCAGCCUCAUCGUCAGCUACACCACCAACGGAUACCCCACGGAAUAUGUUCCAACAGCCUUUGACAACUUCACCGUGAUGGUUGUGGUUGACGGGAAACCAGUGAGACUGCAGCUCUGUGACAUGGCUGGACAGAAAUGGGGUCUGGUUGAUGGAUCAAUCAAUGACGAGCUGGAGCGCCUCCGACCUCUGUGCUACAAGAACGCCGAUGUCUUCCUCCUCUGCUACAGCGUGGUCCGCCCCUGCUCCUUCCGCAACCUGAUCCAAAGGUGGGUUCCCGAGAUCCGUCAGCACUGCCCCGGAGCGCCCCUGGUCCUCGUCGGCACCCAGCUGGACCUGAGGGAGGACGUCCAGGUGCUGAUUCACCUGGCACAGAACCAGCAGCGCCCGGUGGGCACCGAGGAGGGCCGGCAGCUCGCCCAGGAGCUCGGCGUGGUGGGCUUCGCCGAGUGCUCGGCGCUGACCCAGAAGAACCUGAAGGACGCUUUUGAUUCGGCCAUCUUGGCCAGCAUCCAGCAGACGGACAGCUGUAGUGUCCAGCAGCAGAGGAUGACUCUGAGGAAGAAGACGCCCGAUAAGAUCAAGAGCCUCUCGGAGAUCUGGUGGAGGAAGAUCAACUGUCUGGUGGGAGAGCAGAGCUGUGACUUCAAGUGAACAGCUGCACAACUACUAACCUGGGUCACAUGUUUGCAAACCCUUUCUAGAUCUGGUUAGUUUCAGCCUGCUGGCAGACGGUGCCAGAUGGGGGGGGGGGGGGAUUAGCACCACACGGGACAACACAACAAGUUCCACAAAGAGCUCACAAAUGCAGGUUUGUGACUCACAAGGUGCCACUUCAAAUCCCCGACUGACAGUGAAAGUGUGGGUGGGGGACGUCCACUUGGUUUUCCACGUGAAGAUCACUCUACUUGAAUGGAGGAGCACUACGCAGGAGCACUGCGCAGGAGCACUACGCAGG
Sebastes umbrosus (honeycomb rockfish) is the source of this 1657-nucleotide messenger RNA. Its product is annotated as rho-related GTP-binding protein RhoU-like. The coding region runs from base 487 to 1353 and encodes 288 amino acids. The record is from RefSeq and is a predicted model, not a curated record. Gene Ontology annotation, molecular function: GTP binding; GTPase activity. The transcript is spliced from 4 exons. Gene Ontology annotation, biological process: small GTPase-mediated signal transduction. NCBI's taxonomy places the organism in Eukaryota, Metazoa, Chordata, Actinopteri, Perciformes, Sebastidae.